Pleuronectes platessa (European plaice) is the source of this 6714-nucleotide messenger RNA. RefSeq names its product kinase suppressor of ras 1a (gene ksr1a). The coding region runs from base 340 to 3297 and encodes 985 amino acids. Gene Ontology annotation, biological process: protein phosphorylation. Lineage: Eukaryota; Metazoa; Chordata; Actinopteri; Pleuronectiformes; Pleuronectidae. The record is from RefSeq and is a predicted model, not a curated record. Gene Ontology annotation, molecular function: protein kinase activity; ATP binding. The transcript is spliced from 20 exons.
UCUGCCUGAGCCGUCGGUGGACUCUCCGCUCGUCGGUGGCCUGAACGCACUGGAAACCCAAACCCAGCGUCACCGGACUGGACCGCCUCUCAGCCCGGGGCCCGCCGCCGAGCAUCUGCUUCUGGUAUUCACGAGAGAAGCAGAAAGCAAAGACACGUUUCUACCCUCACACGUCGGGCUUCCAUCCUCUGCCACAGAUCGGGCGCUGGGGGACGGUUGGUGUCAGCGAACUUCCACAAUAGGUCGCCGCCGCCGCGUCGCUCUGACGGCUGCAUAUGUUGCACCGGAGCCCCGCGGUCUGACUCCAGCCCCUUCCAGCCGCGGCCCCGAUGCUGAGGAAUGGAUAGCGUGUCUGUGAAAGGUGGGAGGAUGGUCCGGAGCGACGACCACCCUCAGCCGGAGAGGGACGGUGGUGGUGGUGGUGUUGGCGGCGGUGGCGCAGCGAUGGCCGCGCUUCACCAAUGCGAACUCAUCCAGAACAUGAUUGAUAUCUCCAUCUCCAGUUUACAGGGGCUGCGCACCAAGUGCGCCGCGUCCAACGACCUCACGCAGCAGGAGAUACGCACUUUGGAGGUGAAGCUGAUGAAAUACAUCUGUAAACAGCUGCAGUGCAAGCAGAAGGUGCCGGAGACGGAGAGGCCCGAGGCCCUGGACAGCUACCCACGCUUACGGGAUUGGCUACGCACCAUCAACCUGCGGCCGGAGCUCACCGUGGCAGUGGAAGCAAAGUUGUCCCUGGAUGCCUUACUGCAGAUGACUUGUACUCAGGUGAGGGACACGAUGAGAAGACUCGGGUCCCGCUCAGAGGAAUGUGCCAGACUCGGUGCUGCCCUCUCCUGUCUGAAGGGUGCCACUGAAUCAGGAGGUGAACUGAGGGAAGACAGCGGUCUGUGGAUGUCUGAGCCCACCAGGAGGAACAGUGGCUCGCUACUGACCGCAGACCAGCUAACAGGCCUGGGCACCCCACUCCGUCCUCACAGCCCCUCGCCUCUUGCCCGACCCUCCGCCGUCCACUCCACCCCGUCCACACCCUGCCCCACCUUCCCUCACCACCGCUCGGGCUCCAUGUCGGCGGCGCCCACGCCUGAAGCGCUGGCAUCACACCUCCAUGGCGAAAGCCCCCUCACAGAUCCAUUCCCCAUGCCCUUAGCUCGCACGGCCCGCCUCCACGGACGCACCUCCACCCCACCCAUAACUCCACCUUCGAAGAGGCGUCACCGACUGAAGCCCCCCUGCACUCCUCCGCCUCCCUCCCGCAAAGUGCUGCAUCUACUUCCCAACAUAUCGCUGACGCGCAGCAAAAGCCACGAGUCCCAGCUGGGCAACCGCAUCGAGGACCCUCCCACCAACAAAUGUGUUCGGAGGAACAAGUUGUUCCUAAAUAUGCAAGUCAACGGGAACGGCUGCGAGGACCUGCCCUCUCGCUACCCCACCGGGUCGGCGCGCACGCCAGGGGUCACCCCGGCCCCCACCACAGCACCUUACACUCUGCCUGGCACACCCACCCUAAUGGAAGACUACGGCACCAUUAAGAAUAAUGUAGCAGUGCAUCGCAGCUCCCCACAAGCAGUGAGGAGGGACAUCGGCCUAGCAGUCACACACAGGUUUUCAACCAGGUCCUGGCUCUCCCAGACAUGUCAGGUGUGCCAGAAGAACAUGAUGUUUGGGGUGAAGUGCAAACACUGCCGGUUAAAGUGCCACAACAAAUGCACAAAGGAAGCUCCAUCCUGCAGAAUCUCCUUUCUACCAAUUGCCAAAAUCCGGAGGACUGAGUCCGUUCCGUCUGACAUCAACAACCCGGUGGAUCGGCCCACAGAAGCCCCGCAGUUUGGCACGCUACCGAAAGCCAUUACAAAAAAGGACCAUCCUCCAGUGCUGAACCAGCUGGACUCCAGCAGCAACCCGUCCUCCACCACCUCGUCCACGCCCUCCUCGCCGGCGCCCUUCCAGCAGAGCAACCCCCCCAGCGCCACCCCGCCGCCCAACCCCUCGCCCAAAGGUCAUCGGGACAUUCGCUUCAACUUCCCUGCUGCCUGUUACUUUCAGCAUAGACAGCAGUUUAUCUUCCCCGAUGUCUCCAGUCCUGUUCAUUUGCACCCUGACGUCCUACAAGACACCGUCAGUGGGACAGAGCAAUCGGACGACGUGCACGCUGAGCUGGUUGAAGAUGAAGACGAAGAGGAAGUGGAAGAGGACAUCGAGGCCGAAGAUGAAGACGCAGAGGAGGAGAACGAGGAAGAAGAGGAGGAGGAGGAAGACGAGGACGAGGAAGACGACGAGGACGUCAGGAUGAGCAUGGGCUCCGACGGGGAGCUGGACGUCGACGAGCUGGACGAUCUGCCCAGCUCGCGGGGGACCCAUUGGAAGGGCCCCAUCUCCCGCAAGGCAAGCCAGACCAGCGUCUACCUCCAGGAGUGGGACAUCCCGUAUGAGCAGCUGGACCUCGGGGAACUCAUCGGAAAGGGCCGCUGGGGCAAAGUGCACAAGGGUCGCUGGCAUGGCGAGGUAGCGAUACGGCUUCUGGAGAUCGACGGGAACAACCAGGACCACCUGAAGCUCUUUAAAAAGGAGGUGAUGAACUACAGGCAGACCAGACAUGAGAAUGUGGUCCUCUUCAUGGGGGCCUGCAUGGCUCCACCGCACCUCGCCAUCAUCACCAGCUUCUGUAAAGGGAGGACGCUGUAUUCUGUCGUUAGAGACACUAAAAACACUUUGGAUAUUAACAAGACCAGACAAAUCGCUCAGGAGAUUGUAAAGGGAAUGGGCUAUCUGCACGCCAAGGGCAUCGUUCACAAGGACCUGAAGUCCAAGAACGUCUUUCACGACACCAAUAAGGUCGUGAUCACGGACUUCGGGCUGUUCGGGAUCUCUGGGGUCGUUCAGGAAGGGAGGCGUGAGAAUAAACUCAAACUUCCCCACGGCUGGAUUUGUUACCUGGCACCGGAGAUCGUGCGCAGGAUGAGCCCAGGUAACAACGAGGACCGCCUCCCGUUCUCCACCGCAGCUGAUGUGUACGCCUUUGGCACCAUUUGGUAUGAGCUUCAAGCGAGGGACUGGCCAAUCACCAAUCAGCAUGUGGAAGCUACCAUCUGGCAGGUGGGGAGCGGAGAGGGCAUCAAGAAGGUGCUGGCCGAGAUCAGCCUGGGCAAGGAGGUCACUGAGAUCCUCUCCGCCUGCUGGGCGUACGACCUGAGAGACAGGCCGCCCUUCACCCAGCUGGCCGACAUGCUGGAGAAGCUGCCCAAGCUCAACCGCAGGCUGUCCCACCCCGGACACUUCUGGAAGUCUGCAGAGUAGGUAUCCAGAAAGCGAGGGGGACAAUGUGGAGACGCUGGACACGUGAAAACAAAACCUCACAGUGCAUCUUCUGACUCCUUGUGGUACAAUGGCCAAUAAUAAUGAGGAUCCCAGCAGCGAGAGUGAAGCAGCCUUGGGGUCUUAUUUAUUUAGUCUUAUUUAUAAACAAGAUAUAUAAAAGGAUAUUUGGUUGAUAUAUUUUGUACAUGAUAAGAUAAUAUAAAUGGGUUUGAACGGUUAUAUGUGCUAGUUUCUCUUCAGCGUCACACCUGCCUGAAUGCACUGUCACUGCACUGUGGAGCGUCUCAGCCACCGUUGCCUGCUCUUUAAUGAAAUGUGAACUUUGUGCUUUUUAUACGUAGAUGUUAACUUAUUCUUGGUAACAGGAAACUGAAAUGUCGACUCACUCUUCUAAGUAGUCUGCGAUUGGGUAGCUCGCUGUCAUGGAUGAUUGUUCAGAUGCAGUCAGGAAGAGCAAAAAUAAAUUAUCUGACAUAUGUACAAAGAGACAAAAUUAGAUUUGUAUUAGUUUCUAUCCUCACGCGUGUGUGACACAUUUCUUUGUACUAACUGAAGCCCGGGACAUUAUAUGACACAUCGUCAUCUUAAGCUGACAUUAACUGUCCAACGUGUGAAAGGACCAAAUUAAAACAUUGCAAAAACUAGAAUGACACUCAGAAGAGCAUAAACCUCAGCCCAGGCCCAACUGUCACUUAAUGAAACAACAUUUAAAUUCACUAGAUCCAGAUUUAUAUUUGAAUCUGCAACUAAUUUCUCACAUUUAUAAACAUCAAUCCCCUAAACGUGCUUGAUUCCAUUUUUUUCAUUUUCAACAACUCAUUAUUAUCGGAAAAAUGAACAAUUAUUGAAAAAUGCUUCUUGUGAUUUAAAGAAAUCUGGUUCCGCAGCAAAGAUUAAUCGUAUCCUCCCACCAGGUUCAUGGAAAUCCCCUCCAGUAGCUUUUGUUUAAUCCUGCUAACAAACAAACAAACAGACAAACAAAAACAUAACGACCUUGGCGGAGGUAAAAAUACAUAAAUAAAUAAAUUAAGGACAUAAAGAGAAAAAGUUUGGACCAAAAAACUCUUCGUCAGGUUUUUACCUCUUUUCCUGUCAUCUUCAGGAGUUUGACAGUUUUGUUCAUUUCCAUACCAGACUCGAUUUACUUUUUAUCUUUCAGUUAAUGCAAACCCACCCAUCACAUUUAAUUACAUGUCUCCAUUACAGCUUUGCUUCACACCACGUUCCCUUCUGUCUCUCUGCUUCUUCUCUAUGAUUUGCUUCUUCCAAACAACCUGUGUCAUGUUCACACUAAAGCAACCUGUGACCUACUUUAUUUCUAAUCUCAAAUCAGUAGUUCAGGGCUUCACUUUAGAUCCUUUGUGGUUAAAUGUUAGUUUUGUUUCGGCUGGAUGAUGGUUAACGUUUAAAAGAAAAAGCUAAAGAUGUCUGCUUGGAUAUAAAAAUGCUUAAAUUGAUCUUGUUUUUUCUGGAUUCCACUUACAAAGCCUGAACUUUUUUUUUUUUACGCACUCAAACUAAUCACACCACGUGUGUAAUAUCUUGCUGCUUUUUUUUCAAAUGAUGCUUUCUUCACUUGUUUCACUUCCACUAACCGUCUAACGUUUGUGUUUUUCCCCUUUGCUCUUCCCUCGUCUUUUUUCUUCUUCUCUCUUCUAAUCUAGGUUGUAGCGGGCGCACUGAAACAUAAGCAAUGCACAACAAAGCCUGGGUCUGCCUUGCAUGCUCCUGAAUCCUUAACUCUUGCAGGAUUGAACAAAGCGUUGCCUCUGCCUGAAAACAGACACUGCUUCCACUAAUCCACGGUCUGAUCUUCCGUGUCUAACCGUCGCGUUUCCUUAGAGGGGAUUGGUUGACUGAGGCGUGGCAGGGGGCGGGGCGAGGGGGGGGAUAGCGGGACAACAACCACCACCAUCCUCCUUCGUGCUUUCCCUCCUUUUUCAUAUUUCGUUUCAUAUCUCUUCGCCUUUUUCCCCCCAUUCUCGUUUUUUGUUUCGUGUCUGUGAUGUUGUGCUUGACUCUGAGUAACUGGUGUCUGUGCUGGGACUGACUGGUGGCGCCCUGGUCCGUGCCUGCUGAUGUUCCGCCCCCUGUCCUUCGGCCCCCCCGCUCACCUUUCUCUCUGCUGCGCUGCCAUGAUUGUGGUCGUUCUUAAUAAUCUCACACACGCGUGCACACCGCUGGACGUAAAGUGAACCCUCACUCCCAAAUGGACCGGUCCAUUUAUCUAUGUUUCCCCCCCGAGGGCCUGACACGCGUUUGACAGGCCGCUUGAGUUUUAUCUUCUCAAAGCGACUGCCUCUCUGCUCCUCUCCCUCGGCCUUUUCCACGCCUGUGAGUGACGGCCCCUGCCGACAUGUUGACCUGCCCCAUGUCCAGACACAAUAUGCACUUUGUCAACAGGAGAAAAAUAAUCACAAACUCAGUCUUUUGUUGUUGCUGUUGUUUAGUUUGGUUUUGAAUAGUCAUAUUUGCAGUGUGUGGUUUUUUUCUUUUCUUUUCUACUUGUUGAGGGUCUAUAAGGCUCGGACAGUGUGAUAUGCUCACUCAUAUUUUGUCUUUAAGAAGCAUAACCUGUUACAUUCACUGUUUUAUGGGAUGCAUUUUGAAAACGAGACACCGAUGAAGGUGCUAAAGUCGACAUGAAAAAGAGACAAGGUGAAAUGUCCCCUUCAUCAUCCACAAUCCACACGGGGAGUAGAAUAAUGCUGGUUAUUUAUGAUUAAAGACUUUUUCAAUCGUGUCCAUCCAUUGAAGUGUAAAGUGCACUUUAUGAGAACAUGAGUUCCUUUGGAAAGAUCCUCCUGUCGGGGAGUUGAGAGAUUUCAGUCUGCGCAAAAAAGAAAAAAGAAAAAUCAGGAACCUGGCGCAAAAGUGUCCUAUAUCUUCCUAAAACAUUACCUCUUGUGCGCGCUUGUGCAUACUGUUUGUGAUUGCUGGCUUCAGUUGGGGUGCUUGUAUUUAUGUGUUGUGUGAGUAUGUGUGUGUGUGCAUGUGCGACUGUAAGAGUGUACUGUGUCGGAAUAUGUCGGGUUGGUUUUUGUGAAAGACUGCAGUAAAUGUUGUGUUGUAAAAUCCAAUUGUACAUACAUUAUUUAAUGUAUAGCAAAAUUAACAUGAUUCUUCUAAUAUUUGUACAAACAUUUUAUAUGUAAACUACAUCACAACAUUUUUGAAUAGGUACUGCUAUGGCUAUUACAGAUUUGUAUAUAUUUAUAUUUUUUUCAUGUAUAAAAAAAUACUGUAUAAAAGCUGUACAAUUUUUAGAAUGGGCCAAUACAUGUUUUUUAUGUUACUGUAAAAAUUCAUAUUUUUGUAUUGCAUGUGACUACUGUUCUGUUCGCACAGUUUCUGUUUUCAUCCAUGGAAGACAAUAAAAUGAGGCUUGUCAUGUAA